AGGGAAGGGGCCGCGGGCGCGCGCGCGCGCUCUCGCCGCCGCUCUCCCUCCCUGCCCCCCUCUCCGCACACACAUCCACACGAGCACACCCCCUCCCCUACCUCCCUCCCCGCGCGCCGCCCGCCCCGCGGGCCCCGCUCGGCCUCGCGCGCUCGGAAGGGAGUCGCGAGACGUCGGAGCGGCGGCCACGUAUCGCUGCGGCGGCGGCGGCGGCGGCGGCCGAGGCCGGGUCUGCCCAGCGGCCCUGUGGACAGACGUUGGGCGGGGGGGAGGGGCCGGCCCGGCCGGCGGUUGUUACUCGAGCGCCGCGGCUACAGGCCCCCCGCCGCAGGAUGGACCGCCGAGGCGGCGGUCGGGGCGGCGGAGGCGGAGGCGGCCGGCCCGGGUUUAGCAACAUCAUCAAGAACCACGUUCUAUCCACCUUUCUGCUCUGCCAUCUUGGACAUGUCUGCUUUGUCCUUUGGCCAACUCCCAUCAUGGAUGCAAGAUGGGCACAACAGUUUCCAGGCGUCAUGUCCAGGCAAGACGAAAUCCAGCAGAAGGUAGGGCAGAGCCUUCGGUCAGUUUGCCAGCAUCCAACACAGAACAGUCUGAUAAGAUGCUCCAAGUCACUUAGAGCUUUCUUCACAAGAAAAAUCACUAGUGCUCUGCUCUUGCCAUAAUACCAAACCUUUUGACUUAUGCUUUGGUGCUGCGACACUGGAAGAAUUGCACACAGGUUUCAGGAAUACCUAGUUUUCAUUUGAUUCUUUGUGGAUGGAAAAAGAUUUGAGUCUUGAUAACUACCCCAUUUUAAAGCUAUUUCUCUGUAGUCUGAACUGCUUAAUAAAUCAGGCCACUUACCAAUGAGCCACACAGCCAGUUCCUGUCAGGAGCUGGUUGAAAACUGUGCUGCGCAUGUAGCAGGGAUGGCACAGGAGGAGAGCCGUCGUGGUCAAGUGCCAUCUACCUUUUAUCAUGGUGCCAACCAAGAACUUGACCUGUCCACCAAAGUGUACAAAAGGGAGUCAGGAAGUCCUUAUUCUGUAUUAGUGGACACCAAGAUGAGCAAACCGCAUCUCCAUGAGACAGAGGAACAGCCAUAUUUCAGGGAGACAAGAGCAGUGUCUGACGUGCAUGCCGUUAAAGAAGACCGGGAGAAUUCUGAUGACACAGAAGAGGAAGAGGAGGAAGUCUCUUACAAAAGGGAGCAGAUCAUAGUGGAGGUAAACCUUAAUAAUCAAACAUUAAAUGUAUCUAAAGGGGAAAAGGGUGUCUCUUCUCAGUCCAAAGAGACUCCUGUUCUUAAGACAAGCAGUGAGGAGGAAGAGGAAGAGAGUGAGGAAGAGGCCACAGAUGACAGCAAUGACUAUGGAGAGAACGAAAGGCAGAAGAAAAAGGAGAAGAUAGUGGAGAAAGUCAGCGUUACACAGAGGAGAACGAGGAGAGCUGCCUCUGUUGCUGCAGCUGCCACUUCCCCUACUCCCAGAACUACAAGAGGUCGUAGGAAGAGUGUAGAGCCACCUAAGCGUAAGAAGCGGGCCGCAAAGGAGCCCAAAGCACCAGCCCAGAAAGCUAAGUGUGAAGAGAAAGAGACUCUGACCUGUGAGAAGUGCCCCAGGGUAUUUAAUACUCGCUGGUACCUGGAGAAGCACAUGAACGUUACUCAUAGGCGCAUGCAGAUUUGUGAUAAGUGUGGCAAGAAGUUUGUCCUGGAAAGUGAGCUGUCCCUUCACCAGCAAACAGACUGUGAAAAAAAUAUUCAGUGUGUUUCCUGUAACAAAUCAUUCAAGAAACUCUGGUCCCUUCAUGAACACAUCAAGAUUGUCCAUGGAUAUGCAGAGAAGAAAUUUUCCUGUGAAAUUUGUGAGAAGAAAUUCUAUACCAUGGCUCAUGUGCGGAAACACAUGGUUGCACACACGAAAGACAUGCCUUUUACGUGUGAAACCUGUGGAAAAUCAUUCAAACGCAGCAUGUCACUCAAGGUGCACUCCUUGCAGCAUUCUGGAGAGAAGCCCUUCAGAUGUGAGAACUGUGACGAAAGGUUUCAGUACAAGUACCAGCUGCGCUCCCACAUGAGCAUCCACAUUGGGCACAAACAGUUCAUGUGCCAGUGGUGUGGCAAGGACUUCAACAUGAAGCAGUACUUCGAUGAGCACAUGAAAACACACACUGGAGAGAAACCCUUUAUCUGUGAAAUCUGUGGCAAAAGCUUCACCAGCCGCCCCAACAUGAAGAGGCACCGCAGAACUCACACAGGCGAGAAGCCCUAUCCAUGCGAUGUGUGUGGCCAGCGGUUCCGCUUCUCCAACAUGCUUAAGGCCCACAAGGAGAAGUGCUUUCGGGUGACCAGUCCCGUGAACGUGCCGCCUGCUGUCCAGAUCCCACUGACCACUUCCCCUGUCACCCCAGUUCCUUCUGUGGUGAACACACCCACAACCCCCGCCCCUCCAAUCAACAUGAAUCCUGUAAACACUCUUCCCCCUCGGCCCAUCCCUCAUCCCUUCUCGCACCUUCACAUCCACCCACACCCUCACCACCCACACCACCUCCCCAUCCCCCCAGUCCCUCACCUCCCCCCACCUCCAGCUCUCUUUAAGAGCGAGCCUUUAAAUCACAGAGGCCAGGGUGAGGACACCUUUCUGCGGCACCUGGCAGAGAAGAACAGUUCAGCACAGCAUCAUUAACAUCCAUCUCCUUAAGUGCGUUCUCCACCACGAGUUACGUGCCCACAUAGACUAGAUGUUCCUUUUAAAUGAAGGUCACUGAGUAUCUCCUUUGAGCGUCUUUUCCUCACCCCGGUCUUCCUGAAUGCCUCCCCUUUCUGAUGAAGGGAUCCUGAAAGCUGCUGUUGCUGUGCCCUAUUCCUAUAUGCCCUCUCUCUUCCAGAAACAUUCUGCAAGGUUGCGCCCACAAUUUCAUGGUAGUCAAAUAAUUUAAAAGUGCUCUCUGGGUUUAUCAAAAGCCCUGUAUUGAUUUUUGAACUGCCUCUGACAUCCUUUUGUUGCUCAAAAGUUUCCAGUUACUUUCUGUUCUACUUGUUCUCAUAGAAUUAUUUUUUAAAAUAUGAUUGAUAGAUAAUAUAUGAAGGAUGUAAUAAAAAGGGGGUUGCAGUGUGUGUUCUCCAUGUGAUAUGAGCACCUUAUGAAUAAAACAGUUUAGCGAUUGGCUAAUCGUUCACAGUCAGAACCGAAGCCUGUGCUGUGUGCAGGCCUCUUGCUCCCUUUCAGUUCUCCUCCAAAACUGAAAACUCUUUAAAAUGAGGAAAUUUGAUUGGGUUGUGCUUUUGUUUUUGUUUUCUUUUUGUAAGUGAAGGAAAGCAAUUAGGUUGAGUAUUUUUGGCCUUAGUUAAAAUCUUUCCUGUUGACUUAAAAUGUCAUGCCUCUGUUUUUAAAGUUAAUAAUACUAACGCUCAGGUUUUCGGGACUAACCAAGAACCGCAUGAAGUGGGAGUCUUAAGAAGGCAGCUGUUAAUCGAUCCUUAAUCCUUUGUGGCUGGCGAUGGUAUGUUUUGGUGGAACAGUGCAAAAGUGUGAAAAUUGGUUAUGUUUGAUAAUGAAUACAUUCAAGACAUUGGAAGGCUUCACUGGCUAUUUGCAAUGGGAAGGCUCGUUACAAAACGCAAAAGGUAGAUUUCUACAGAAAUAAGUAGCAAGAGUUUCUUGUUCUUUUAAAUAGUUGUCGCUUUAAUUUGCCUUGGUAGUCCCCUAUUACUGACCUAGAAGUUUGCCUCUUUUAGGUAGUAACUGGCUACCGAAAGUGACCACUUUGAAAUGUGUGGCGUUUCUCUUCGGAGCCACAGGCAGUAACAAGUGGAGAGCCAUGCUGGGUCACACUUGCAGGAGCCACGUCCCGGAGACAGACUGUUGGCUUGUUUCCUGUCUUCUGUGAUAGGAAAUAUUUCGUGCAGGUAUCAAAGGGCCCUUGUCCCUGAGAAGUGUCCCCUCUGCUUUCUAAUUCCAGAUUCCUUUUACUCUAUUUGAACUUCUCUGGUGAGAUUGGGGGUGUUACAAAUUACUUGAAAACUAUUUGGGGGACAUGUAGGAAAUGGGGACGUGGCAAGAAAGGGCAGAAGCUGAAUUUUGCUUGAGAAGGAAAUCUGAUACUUGUGUUGUUGGUUUUGAUCAACCAAAGAGCCUGUCUCUGUACCGGGUGUGCCAAAGAAUCAAGUUGUUUUCUGAAUAUUCGGCUCUUCUGAAUGAACACAGCUUCCUCCCUGCCUGUUACAGGUAAAAGGGACCGUGUGAUCAGAAGGACAGAGACCCCCAACUCAUAUCCUACAGAGGACUCAAAGCUGUGUUUAGUUGCAUUUGAAAGUCAGUGGGAAGCAUCUUACUCUUUUAGAAUCCCUAACCCUCCUAGAAAUAAAUAUCUUGUCUGCGCUUGAUUAUUCAACUCAUUAGGUUUUUCAAAAGUAAGAAAAACUGUGUAGCAUCGUUUUGGUGUUAACUUCUAAAGUUGUAUCCCCAUGGAUAUGUAUGCAGCCUCUGAAAAUCAGAUGAGUCCAUCUCAAUCUUCCGGAAGUUUGAAUAUGCAUUUUAUUCAUUUCUUGAUGUGAGCUGUACGAUUCUUUUCCAUCAGCAGUACUGGCUUUGUCCACAAGGGAGCAACAAAGUGCUUUAGCUUCUUUAUUCUAAGCCGCCUAAAGAAAGGUCCCGCUUUUAAGUCUGUCAUAGAAUAUCCUCUCUUGGCCCAAUGCUUAUUUAUAGAUCUUGCUUUUUAAGACAUUUUCCCUUACUACUAAGUCCAGUAGUUGCUCAGCCUUCAUGAUGCAAACAAAGAUUGAUGUGUGGGUCAGACAGAGGUCCUUGUGGAGCAGGCACCUUAAUUAGCCUUUUAAAAUAAUGGUGCCCCAAGAUUGAAAAGCCGGACUUUCCCACGGGGGAGCCCACUGUGUGCUAAAUGCACAGCAGGAAGGCGACCCUCCUUCUCUCUUCCGAAUCCUACCACCAGCGCAGGACCAUCACGUCUCCGAGAAGGACAAGAGCAGCUGGGGUGACUGGAGGACACGCUUCUCACUUUUCUGCUCCAGUGCUUGUCUGUUACACCAGGAAGCAAGUCCUGGGGUCAGGGAGGUCCCCUGCAGCAGCCAGUCGUCCUCCAGGUUAGAAUUCAGUUUGUCACUUGCCUUAGGGCUCCUGACCCUCAUCAGCUCUCUGACCACGAGUUUUGUUUCUGCUCCUUGAAGCAUCACCUUCACAAUAAGCAGGUCGGUGGUCAGCUAAGGGGAAGCACCAGACUGGAACCAUUUUCCUGUAGAGCCAGGAGGCAUUUGCACCUGGAAUGGCCUUCCUAACAGAUAUCUGCCUGGCUUCUUUUCCCCAGCCAAGUCGGACCCUGAGCGAUAGAGGUAGAGAGAGGUGUCCACCUGUAACUCCAACAUUUGACAAAAAAAAAAAAAAAAGAUGAAACUGAAGCUGUGAUUGGUUUAGGUAACAGGUGGCCAGGUAUAACUUGUUUGUUUUAUUUUUGUUUUCCCCAGUAGUACUGAAAUCACUUGCACUUUUCCUGAUUUCUUAUAGAAAAGAAUAUCCAGUUUGCUUGCCAGGAAUUGUUUAGUGUUAGGUUUACAAAGCUUGUUGUUGAAUGUUGAACAUUUGUCCAAAGGAGUUUGACAAAACAGAAGCUGCUUGGUCCCUGUUCUGCCUGCCAAGUCAUAAGGAUUAAGGCCGUGUGGCUGGGGUACUUGUGUCAAGUCCGGAAGGGGGCAGUGUCCCUCUCCUACCUCUGCCAAGACGCAAUUGAAGGUCAAGUUGACUCCUGUAGGGCAGGUACUUUUCAUGCUGCAAAGAAGUUUAGAAGAGUCUUUCACUUGGGGGUGUGACAGGUAGGUAGGACAGGAUCCCUUACGGUGGGAAAGAUACUAGGGAAAGGAGAGCUGCCUGGCCCCAAGGACCCGCAGUGAGGUAGCACAGCUCCCCUCCUGACUCUCCGCACUAGCCCAGCUCCCCUGGGUCACCUUUUUUCUAGCAUCCUGUCAGAUCCCUCCGUGUACUGAUUUCCCCCCUGCUGUUAACUAUACCAAUAUUAUUUUUUUAGCAAUUGAAAUGCACUUUUUUAGUUCAACUCAAUCAUGAUUUUAAGUAUAAAAAAUUUAUAGACUGUUAAAACUACUUUUUUGUGUAUUUUUAACCACUUGAUGUAGCAUUGUCUAUUUUAUUCUUGUGAGACUCUGGUACAAGGUGUGCCACUUCAUGAUAUUUCCAAGAUGCUGGGCCUUUGGAUGUGUACGGUAACCAACUUAAUGCUAAUGUUCAAAGUAAAAAAAAAAAAAAAA
Messenger RNA from Hipposideros armiger (great roundleaf bat), 6256 nucleotides. RefSeq names its product zinc finger protein 652 (gene ZNF652). The record is from RefSeq and is a predicted model, not a curated record. Lineage: Eukaryota; Metazoa; Chordata; Mammalia; Chiroptera; Hipposideridae. Gene Ontology annotation, biological process: regulation of transcription by RNA polymerase II. The coding region runs from base 846 to 2666 and encodes 606 amino acids. Gene Ontology annotation, molecular function: DNA-binding transcription factor activity; RNA polymerase II cis-regulatory region sequence-specific DNA binding. The transcript is spliced from 9 exons.